Molecule: messenger RNA, 1027 nt
Organism: Xiphias gladius (swordfish)
Lineage: Eukaryota; Metazoa; Chordata; Actinopteri; Istiophoriformes; Xiphiidae
Gene: ltc4s
Product: leukotriene C4 synthase
Exons: 5
Coding region: 363-815 (150 amino acids)
Biological process (GO): leukotriene biosynthetic process
Cellular component (GO): nuclear envelope; membrane; endoplasmic reticulum
Molecular function (GO): enzyme activator activity; leukotriene-C4 synthase activity; glutathione transferase activity
Source: RefSeq, a predicted model, not a curated record
GAACAACCACCUCCGUUGACAUCGUGGAUAUUUUUACAUUUCUGUGCUUCAGGAAAUAAGAGCAGAGGUGAAAAGAUCCGUAACGAAGGAGUCAGGAUGUUGUUCAAACCAAAACCACAUUUAUCCCAAGAUAAGAUCACUUUACUUUUCAGAUUUUUAGGAAAUCUUUGCCUCUUCCUUGUUAAAUUAGGUUUAAUGGACAGCAGGUCACUCAUUAACCCGGCUAAUUGAGAGUCAGUGUGAUUUGGCCCCGCCCCCCGCAGGUUUGCCCUCCCUCUGUGUCACCUGGCCGCUGGUUGCCGUGUGCUCUGGUGUGUGUUUCGGUCUCACCUGCGGCUCUGACUGGUCGUCUCUCUGCAGAGAUGUUGGAGGACGCGGUCGGCCUCGCUGCCGUCACCGUGCUGGCCGUCCUGGAGCAAGCUUAUUUCUCUCUCCAGGUGAUUUACGCCAGGAGGAAGUACUCCGUGUCUCCGCCCGCCACGACCGGACCGCCGGAGUUUGAGAGAGUCUUCAGAGCUCAAGCAAACUGUUCAGAGUACUUCCCGGUCUUCAUCACUGUCCUGUGGACGGCCGGAGUCUUCUUCAGCCAAGGUCUGUCCUCGGUCUGUGGUUUGCUUUAUCUAUACGGACGCCUCUGUUACUUCCGUGGAUAUUCACAGUCGGCUCAGGGACGUCUGGCCCCUCUGUAUUUCAGCGCUAAGAUUCUCUGGGUUCUCGUCGGGUUCUCCUCCCUCGGGGUUUUCCUCUCGUUCUGCCGAGUUUACCUGAACGUGGACCUUCUGCAGGAGGUCUGCUUCGCUCUCGACCUGGUCUGAAGAAGUGGAGAAAAACAGGAGGGAAAUGAGCAGAAAAAGAGGCGGAGAAGAAAUGGAAGAAGCUGUGGUCAAAGGUCAGACGUCAGGAGAAGACAGGACAUUUAUUGUCAUUUGUGAUACUAAAGUACUCUUCUUAUUCUCAGUCAUAUUUAUAAAAUGUGCAUAUAUCUGCAGUUUGGUUUGUUUGUUUUUUUCAAUACCUGAAAUAAAGU